Aspergillus welwitschiae is the source of this 2230-nucleotide messenger RNA. RefSeq names its product putative MFS monosaccharide transporter (Hxt8) (gene hxt8). The coding region runs from base 478 to 1950 and encodes 490 amino acids. The record is from RefSeq and is a predicted model, not a curated record. Gene Ontology annotation, cellular component: membrane. The transcript has 13 exons. Gene Ontology annotation, molecular function: carbohydrate:proton symporter activity. NCBI's taxonomy places the organism in Eukaryota, Fungi, Ascomycota, Eurotiomycetes, Eurotiales, Aspergillaceae. Gene Ontology annotation, biological process: transmembrane transport; carbohydrate transport.
CACAUUACUUUGCACUUUCUUUGGAACUCUUCUUCAUCGCUCAAGACUUCUUUGUGUGAUCUUUGAACCAAUCAUUGCUCUAAACGCGCUGAAACAUUAUGCCGUCUGGAUCAAGCUUACCUUAAAUCUUGUUCGGCCGAUAGAAGAGGCGAGUCAAUGAUGCUAUGAGGCCUGCCUUACGCAUACUUCCUGGAAUGCGGGGAAAACCCAGUGCUUGAACACUUUGCCCCACAUAAUACGGUCUCCGUAACUCCAUGAUGUGGUCUGCUCUCCCAGGUUUUUUGUACCUCAUGCGCACUUCGGUCGGUCAUACUCCGAGUGGCUGCUAUCGUGACGCACCCUCGGCUGAAUGGUUAUUGGCACUGCCAGUUUGACGUAGGACGGCGUUAUGUUAAGACGGCGCUUUCCCUUGCAGAGAGGCUAUCAAUAUGUGAUCUCUAAACGUCCUUCUUUUACCUGUGCCCUGCGAUUGUCAAGAUGGCGGUCUGGUUCACGAUCGGCGUUGCACUGUUUGCUGCAAUCGGAACCUUUCUUUUCGGAUUCGACACGGGAAUCGCUACGACAACAAUCGCUCAUCAAAGCUGGAUAAACUACAUGAACAAACCCUCCAAUGGCCUCACCGGUGCUGUCGUCUCAGUUUACAUUGCCGGCGAAGCAGUCGGCGCGCUCACUCAGACUGCUGUCGGAGAUAAACUUGGACGCCUUCGAUUUAUGGAGCUACUGUGUGUAGUCGUCACAAUUGGCACAGUCAUUCAGACGGCUUCAGUCAAUAUUGGAAUGUUCCUUGCUGGACGUGCGCUAGCUGGCUAUGCAGUUGGUGGUCUCGUUGCUACGGUUCCCAUAUAUCUGAGCGAAAUCUCAGACCCUCGCUAUCGCGGCCUGAUCGGUGGCAUUUCAGGUUGCGGCAUCUCCUUCGGAACGAUGGCUUCCAACUGGAUUGGAUAUGCUUGCAGCUACGCGCCGUAUGGGCCAGUACAAUGGAGACUGCCUCUGGGAAUACAAAUACCUUGGGGGGUCAUCAUGUUCUUUGGACUGAUCACCUUUAUGCCCGACUCACCGCGCCAUCUGAUCCGUAAAGGAAAUGUUGAACAGGCGCGGGUCCAGUACAAGAGAAUCCGUCGAGGUCUAGCCGCUGAUGAACUCCAACAGGAGUUCGCUGCGAUGGUGGCGCAGAUUGAAUAUGAAAAGGAGCGAGAAAUAACUUCUUAUAAGGAUAUAUUCAGGCUGUUCAGACGCCGUGCAUUAGUAUCGAUUGCUGUACAGACCAUGACCAGUCUUACCGGUGUGAAUGUGAUUCAAUACUAUCAAACAACUCUAUACAAAUCUCUCGGAAUAGACUCGCAUACUAUUCUUGCACUAGCUGCCGUAUACGGCACAGUGGCAUUCAUCUUCAACUGCCUUACGACCAAAUACUUAACCGACCAAUGGGGUCGUCGAAAAAUGCUCCUAUCCGGCUUGGGCGGAAUCAUCAUCGUUGAGAUCUACGCAGCCGUCAUGCAACGCGAGUUCCAAAACACCGACAACCGAGUCGGAAAAGGUUUUGCCAUUCUGGGGAUCUAUCUCUUCGUAGUAGCAUACUACGGCAUGCUCAACAGCACAACCUGGCUCUACGGCGCCGAAGUCCUUCCCAUAGCCCUCCGAAGCAAAGUAAUGGGUCUAGCAGCAGCAUCACACUUUAUCGUCAACGUAGCCAUCACCGAAGCCGGCCCCAGUGCAUUUGCCAACAUCGGCGAAAACUACUAUUAUGUUUUUGUAGCAUGCACUGUCUUCUUUUUCACUGUGGCUUAUUUUUACUUUCCUGAAACGAAGCAGCGCACACUUGAAGAAAUCGCUGCAUCCUUUGGAGAUAAGGUCAUCACGUCUGAUAAGCAAGGUGAUGGUGAGGAUGAGGAUCCAGAUGCAAAGUGCGAUUCUCAACGUGUUGAGGUGGUGUAUGAUGAGAGGGCGUGAUUGAUUUCCCAUAUAGUUAAUAGGAGGGUGGGAACUGGCUUGGCUGUUAGAUAUGCAGGAAAUACUACUACUGGGACCAGGUGGGGUAUACAACGUUAUUGUUACUGCUCUUCGUAUGAUGGUGCAGCUAUGGUAAGUUGAAGAAGUUUAUCAUCUAUCAUAUUAUGAAAUUGUAUCAGGUUAGAUCAUUCAGAGCUCGUUAUACAUUUUGCGUCGGUUAUCAUUAGGGAAAUCUGAAAGCAGCUCUGCCUAUACCCCUCUAAUAUCAGGGCCGAAAGGC